AGAAGAGAGACAGCUGACUCAACUCCACAGAAAAGCUUUUUCCUCGAAACUUCGGAGGCUUUUGUCCCUAAAACACCUGCCAGAUAUCUACCCUGAUGUUCUUAACCUCCUCUACUACACCAGUGUCUGCAAGUUCCUGGAUUCAACUGCUACAGAUGGUGUCCAAAAAUUGCCAAGGGGCAAAAACCAACUUAACAUGCAAGAGAGAGAGUACGGACAGCUCAGAUGACUCCACUAUGCGUGUGAAUAGCCCAGAUAAAUUCUACCUCAAGUCCUCAACUGAAACCCCACGUGUGAGCAACCUAGAAAACCGAUAUUGCCUGAAGACAAAGAAAGGCAGGGUAAAGAUUUCCUCUAAAAGGAGAUUUUUAGAAGAGACGAGUUCAUCACAAGAGGAGGACUUCGUCGAGGAACCACAGAGAUGGACCAUCGUCAAUACCUUUGAGACCGAAGAAUGGGAAGUAUCUCCUGUAGCUUCCAACGAGGGGGAAGGACGUGUGGAGGUAAAGAUUGAAGAUGAAACUCUUGAUAUUGCUACCUGGCGUCGACCUUUGACCUCUGAUGACUUUUCUGAGAGUAGCGAUGAAGAGACCGAAAGCAGAUCAUAUCUGUCAUAUCAGAGCCACAGGUCCAGCUCGGCAGAAUCUCAGGGCUUAUCCAAAAGUUCCUCCAGCAUGGUCCUCAAGCUGAGGAAAGUCUUUUUCAAUGAGGGCCACAGAGGCAGAGUCACUCACUACCAGAAGGUCACAGAUACUUUGGAGGCUCAGGGAGGUUUGCGUGGCCAUGACAGGCUUAGAACCGUCAACAGAGACCAUUACAGAAAAAAGAAACCUGAAUCAUCCCGGCACAAAAGACACCACACAGACCGAUUGCGUAGUUCAUACUCCCAAAACUGUUCCUAUGUUUCGAAAAAACAUCACUCAAAACGGAUGCGCAGAUGGUUUCUUCGUUCUGCUGCGCAGUCUGGUCGCUUGGCCGUGGAGAACAGAUAUCCUGACCUUGUGGGAAAGAGGAUCCGGCAUUUGUAUGAGGAAAAUGACAAAACGGAAGUGUGGUAUAGAGGAGUGGUGCUGCGUAUCCACGAGCCACAUAGCAAUCCACUGAAAACCGUGUUUGAGGUCAAAUACGAUAGUGAGCCUGAGUGGCGGUACUAUCUUGAGCUGCUGUUAGACUACAAGAAAGGAUGGUUGAAAGUGGAGGACUAAAUAUUGAUUUUGUUUUUUUAAGUUUGUAGGGUAGUAGUAAUUUUUGUCUGUUAUGUAGUUUCUUUGCACUUUAGAUUUAAACUGAAUCUAUGACCAAUGAACCUGUUUUCGUAUUUCAGACUUAUACUUUAGGAAUCGUAUAUCCGACCAGACAACUUUAAUUGUAGGUGACAUCAUCUGCACCAUGUGUUCAGAUUUAACUCAUACAUUUCUGUAUGUACUCAUGUUUUGUCAGUGAUGUUUCAGUGGUUAGCCAACAUUUCAAGCAGUUAUGAUAAUCAGUUACUGAAAUUCCAAAUAAUCUACAUUCCACUUGAGUGAUUGGGAUCAAAGGGAAUGCUGUUUACAGAUAUAUUUUUAUAACAGCUGCUGUCGUUUUUUAUUAUGUGUUUUUGAUAUUUGAAACAAUUUUUUUAUAAUAUUUAAAAAAAUAAAAUUAUUUGGCUUGUUUACAUUUUA
Misgurnus anguillicaudatus (oriental weatherfish) is the source of this 1664-nucleotide messenger RNA. It is a transcript of the gene prmt2ip, whose product is annotated as chromosome 15 C15orf39 homolog. The record is from RefSeq and is a predicted model, not a curated record. Lineage: Eukaryota; Metazoa; Chordata; Actinopteri; Cypriniformes; Cobitidae.